Aureobasidium namibiae CBS 147.97 is the source of this 3162-nucleotide messenger RNA. RefSeq lists its product as uncharacterized. Lineage: Eukaryota; Fungi; Ascomycota; Dothideomycetes; Dothideales; Saccotheciaceae. The transcript has 5 exons. Gene Ontology annotation, molecular function: RNA binding. The record is from RefSeq and is a predicted model, not a curated record. Bases 1 to 3162 code for a protein of 1053 amino acids. Gene Ontology annotation, cellular component: cytoplasmic stress granule. Gene Ontology annotation, biological process: cytoplasmic stress granule assembly.
AUGUCCGCUCAAUCCUCCGCCAUGAACGGUGCAAACACGCCUGCUGCGAGCCAGCCAAACCCGAGCUCCUCGAAACAGCAAUUCAAGACAAAUUCGCUCGGAAAGUCGUUGGACGGUUCUCGCAAGCAGCUCGCAAGCCCCGUGGAUCCCGCUUCGAGGAAAUCGCCCGUUUCCAAGGCAUGGUCCCAGGGCACUAACCCCAUCACACAACGCUCCAAUGCGUCCACGCCUGCUCCCAACGGCCUAGCGAACGGCACCUCCAGACCCUCGCAACCCAAACCCCAACAAGAGAAUGGCACAACAGGCAAGCAUGCUUCAGACAGGCUUCUGUUCUUGCUUGCAAACUACACCGGCAUGGAAGUUGCUAUCUUCCUCAAGAAUGGAGAUCAGGUUACCGGUGUCUUCUCUACUGCUUCCAUCGAAUCUGCCGAUCCUCGUGUCACUCUCAGAUUCGCCAAGAAGACGAGCCAGCAAAUUAACGGCACCACUGAUCACUCCGACGAGUACGUUGGAGAGGGACAAGAUCACGUCAUGACCUUCGGCCUGCAAGAUAUCGUGGACCUUUCGGUCAGUAAUCUAUACCUGGCCGCUUCCGAAACAAGGGUCCAACAAGCCAAUGCUCCUUCCUUCCGCACCGACGUCGAGAUCUCUGGCAACCUCAACAUCCGCGAGCGUGAGCUCCAGCGCUGGCAGCCCAGCGCAGAUACCGCCAUCGACAUGUCGCUCGAAGACAACUCACGCCCAGGAGAGUGGGAUCAGUUCGCUGCCAACGAAGCUCUCUACAACGUCAGAAGCGACUACGACGAGAACAUUUACACCACGACCAUCGACAGAUCCGACCCAGAUUACAGACGCAGAGCAGCCGAGGCCGAUAGAAUCGCUGAUGAGAUCAACCGUAGUGCUCCUGUGAACUCCCAUGUCGCUGAGGAGCGCCGUAUGAAUGCCGAGAAGGAUGGUGGCCUCGACGAGGAAGAGAAAUACAGUGGUGUCCGUCGCGAGACUAACAUUACCUCGCUCCUCAAGCAAGGUGCACCCAACGCUUAUGUUCCGCCAUCAAGAAGACCAAUUACAAGUCAGCCCACCGUGCCAGGAGCUCCCUUCGACCCAGCCAUUGUCUCGGUCGCACGUCCUAGCCCACCACAGGUCACCAAUUCGGACAGUCAAGCUGCCUCGUCCAAGCAACAAGAGCAGAAAUUGCAGGGACCGACCGAAAUCCCAGAAGCAGCACCCGCUCCUUCGUUGCCCACCGUGACAGCUUCCGCUGCAGAAGCAUCAGACAUUGCUGUCAAGCCCGCUCAGGCUGCUGCCGCUGCUGCAACACCUGCCUCAAAACCGAUACCCUCGAUCAACGCUGGCAAAGGUGCUACCGAAGGUGUCGAGCGCAAGGUGUUGGACUCGUUCAAGCAAUUCUCUAACAAUGAGAAGCUUCGCGUCCAGCAACAUCAACGUGUUGUGCAAGAGCGUCAACGCGCUAGUGCUCGUCAAGAAAAGUCCGUCAAGUUGAACGACCUCAAGAAGUUUGCCGAAAACUUCAAGCUCUACUCUCGCGUGCCCGAAGAUCUUGUGCCUAUUCUAGCCAAAACGAAGGAGAAGCAGAACUUGAUCGUCACAAAGGCUGAGUUGCAGGCGCGAGAGAAGGAGUCAAAGGUUACCUCCGCUGAAGCCAGCCCUGCUCGUGUCGCACCUCCGAAGCCUGAAGCCCCUUCGUCUGAGACUGUCCAAGCACCGCAAGCAAGUCAACCUGCGAAGCGUGCCGAAGCCGCGAACGAACCCGGCUCUCCGUUGAGUCAAAGACAGCGCAUGGCUCAGGGUAUGCGCCAGAAUCAACCCAUGCCCUCACGUGGACCUAACCUGUCUCAUGGCGGUCCACCAAGACAGACUCAGCAGUACAGAGCUCCUAUGGCCAACAUGCAGAUUCCCGCUCCCAUUCCUCCACCCGAGAUUCGUUCUCCCCCCACUGGUCCUGCCUCUCGCGACAUUGUCAGCCCCACAACUGCUUCCGCCAGACUGAACGUCAAGGCCAUCGAGUUCAGGCCCAAUCCUUCAGCAAGCACUUUCACCCCCACAUCGCCCACCAAGACAAGCCCUCAGCCUACUGCCAAGCGUCCCAGCAUCUCUGCUUCGUCGCCCGCCAAAUUCUUCGCUCGUAAGAGUGAGAAGCCCUUGUCUGAACGUACUCCUCUGAAAGAUGCUUUCAACCCCGUCAAGUACAUGCUGGAGACUACUGCGGCUGAGGGUAAGACCGAAACAUUUGCCCCCAACGGAGGCAUCCCCCAGCCUUUCCGUACUCCGCCAACAUGGGAAGUCGCCGAUGCCAACAAAGAAAAGACAUACCGUGACAUGUUUGCACAGAGUCCAGUCGUUGUUAUCCCACAGAUGCACACUCCUUCCAACAGUGUCAUGGCCCACUCUCAUCAACUCCCUCCUCAUCUGCAAAACGGCCCUCCCGCUAACCACACUCCUCGCUUCUAUCCUCCUCAACCUCAUCACCCUGGUCAACAUUACGACGAACACCGCAUGCAGUAUGGUUCGAACACUCCUUCUGUUCAGCCAUCUCCUCGCCUGCCUCAUGCGAUGGCUUAUGGCCCACCAAUGCACCCCCAGAUGCAGCACUUCCCUGGUAUGCCUCCCUACGGUAUGAUGCGACCUCAGCAAUUUGGUAGUCCGCAGGGUCCUCCCAUGGGUGGUCACAUGAUGGUUCAGCAAUCGUCUAAUGGACCAUUCAUGAAUGGAGCAAUGGCUCAGCAGGUGCCCAUGUACGCCUCACCAGUUCCUGGUCAUGUGCAGCCUCACUUCCCUGGCCACCCUGCUGCUCAGCCCGGUCCCGGGUUCGGACGGGGACAUCCCAUGAGCCAACAGGGCUCCCAGCAAGGACACCCUGGCCAGAUGUACAUGCAAAUGCCACCCGCCGGACCCAUGAUGAUGCAGCAGCAGCAGCAGCACCCAGGACAGAUGCAGCAGAUGAGGAACUUCCCCCAGGGUCAAUACCCAGGUGGUCCGCAGGGUCAGCACGGCUACCCCAUGCAGCACCGUGCCAUGUCGAACCAGGGAUAUAACCACAACCAGAUGACUCCGCGUCAACACCACGCUGCGCCUCACCAAGGACCCAGCCCUGGCGUGCCGUCAGUGCAUCCUGCUGGUCCAGGAGAUGAGGGAAAAUGA